GCCGAGGAACCGAAAGAGAAAACGGGCCGGGGCCGGCGGCGGCGGAGCGGCGCGCGCGAUGCGGCUGCGGGCGCUGCGGUGGCUGCUCGGGCUGCUGUGCUGCUGCGGCGGCGGCGGCCGUGCGGACUACGGCGCCAUCUCGCCCCCGACCUGGCCGCGGAGUCGCGAGCGAGAGGCAGCCGCCUUCCGGGAAAGUCUCAAUAGACAUCGAUAUUUGAAUUCUUUAUUUCCUAGUGAAAACUCCACUGCCUUGUAUGGAAUAAAUCAAUUUUCUUAUUUGUUUCCUGAAGAGUUUAAAGCCAUCUAUUUAAGAAGCAAACCUUCCAGGUUUCCCAGAUACCCGGCAGAAUUGCAAAUGCCCAUUCCUAAUGUAUCUUUCCCAUUAAGAUUUGACUGGAGGGACAAGCAUGUUGUAACCCAAGUGAGAAACCAGCAGACGUGUGGAGGAUGCUGGGCCUUCAGCGUGGUCAGUGCAAUAGAGUCUGCAUGUGCAAUAAAAGGAGAGCCCCUGGAAGACCUAAGCGUGCAGCAAGUCAUUGACUGUUCCUAUAAUAAUUACGGCUGCAAUGGAGGCUCUACGGUUAACGCUUUGAAAUGGUUAAACAAGAUGCAAGUAAAACUUGUGAAAGAUUCAGAAUAUCCUUUUAAAGCACAAAAUGGCCUUUGCCAUUACUUUUCUGGUUCACAUUCUGGAAUUUCAAUCAAAAAUUAUUCUGAAUAUGAUUUCAGUGAGCAAGAAGAUGAAAUGGCAAAAGCACUUCUUACUUUUGGCCCUUUGGUAGUCAUAGUGGAUGCAGUAAGCUGGCAGGAUUAUCUGGGAGGCAUAAUACAGCAUCAUUGUUCUAGUGGAGAAGCAAAUCACGCAGUUCUCAUAACUGGUUUUGAUAAAACUGGAAGUACUCCAUAUUGGAUUGUGCGGAAUUCAUGGGGAAGUUCAUGGGGAGUAGAUGGCUAUGCCCACGUCAAAAUGGGGAGUAAUAUCUGUGGUAUUGCGGAUUCAGUUUCUGCUGUAUUUGUGUGACACAUGGGGCAGGUGAAGAGAUAACUACAAAAAUGAAGGAUUUCAUAAUACGGUGUAAUAUCAUACUUCAUCACAAGUCUUAUUCAACUCCAGGCUUCAGCGACUGCCUACAAACAAUGCUAGCUAGGGGCCCAGGAGUACUGAAACUAAGUUGUAGAAUGUUCCCUUCUUGUAGAGAGAAGGGUAAGCAACGACUAAGAGGAAGGACCCACCAGCAGCUCUCCAGCCUGUAAGGAAACCUGUGGAACAGUUUCCUACCCUGGGAGGAAGGUCAGAUUAGGAGAUAUUUUAGGCCCCUCCAAUUUGAAGAGACUCUUGUUUGGUUUUGUUUCCUUAUUAUCUGUUUGCUUGCUUAUUUGUUUUUAAUGAGGUUCUUCAUAUGGGAUCAAAGAGGUGGUAAGAAUUUAUUUUCUUUUCCAGGAUGUAAUCAUUAACCUUAGAUUACCCUUCUACACAUGAAGGGCCAAAUUAAAAUUAGGUGUGCCUCACACAAGUGCAAGAGCAGCCCUCUGAGAUGAAAUAUCAGGGUUUGAAACAUCAAGUGCUUUACCUCAACAAAGAGUGCUUUGUUAGGCCUUGAAUAGCAAAGUGACCAUGGAGGCAAAAACAAAGGCAAAUCGCUUCUUAAGACAAACAGUUAAACACGGAUAGAAAUUAAAUCACCAAUAUGGCAACUAUGUGAUCAGAAAUCUCUAGUAGCAUUCAUGAGAGACAUAUUGUUUGGAAAUUUUCAUUGCUGAUAGGAAACCCACACAUUUUAGUUCUUCACUUUCUCCCCUGUAUUAGAGAAAAAGUAUGAUGCCACAUUUUCUCACCCUCUUCCUCUUCCACUGAGUUUUCCUAGUGGUUUGGCUUCCCUGUCCAAACAAUUAAGUCUCACUUUUACUUUCUAGUUCUAUUUUCUAGCUAUUUUCUUGCCUCCCUUUAUCUCUGUGCCUUUAUCAACAUUAGACUCUCACCUCCAGCUUUCUCCGGUGAUUUGUGAGCUCCACUUUUUUCAAAGUCCAAUCUCUUAACCUGGGCAGAAUGGAUCAGCCAAAGUGUGAGCUCCCCAGACUGUAGCCUUGUUUUCUCCUUGGAUUUUUGGGUCUCCAGUCCUAACUGCUUCUUUGUUCACCGCUUUUUACUUUCACUUGGCUCUCUGUCAUGGUGCCUGUAUCUCUUGCGUCAUUAAUUGCGUGGGUGAUUUCAGGUGCUAGGACACAAGUGCAGUUUUGAUAAACUUGCAUCCUCAGUGAGAAUCAGUCAUCCUGUGCACAGAGAGGGGACUCUUCGUUCUGCUCAUACCCCACAACCCAGAAACAAAGCCAUUUCUUGCAUUGCCCUGGAAUGACCUUAGUAAGAGCUGAGCUUCUGAUUGAGCAAAGGUACAACAUAUUAAGUAAGUUAAUACAGGAACUUCAUUUCAAGGACUACAUAUAUCAACAUUACUUCUCUAAAGUUCUUCAUUAUUUUCUGACAUAGAACAUCUGAACAAAAAUAAAACUUAGGCUACAGAAGCCACUAAAAAAAUUCAAGGCAAUCUCAUUUUUUUUCUCUGAUUUUUUAUCCUUUAUCCUUCCUCUUUAUUAGAAAAACAAAAUACUGUGUUUAUUUUUGUACACCAACCUGAACUAAUCUCAGUAUGUGCUGACUCAGGUUUUAGAGAUACUCCAAGAAGACAAAUACUGACAUUUUCGUUCUAGUUUGUGUUGUUACUGACUUUGUACGUGAUAUAAAUGCUUUCCUAAAAUUCUUUUUCAAAUGUUAAAGGAUUUUGAAUGUCUCAAAAUGGUUAAUACUUCGCAGCUGUUCUGGGUUUUGAUGACUUUGUAAUAAAACAACCUAUAUUUGACUUUGGUUUAA
This is a messenger RNA of Nycticebus coucang (slow loris), 2866 nucleotides long. It is a transcript of the gene CTSO, whose product is annotated as cathepsin O. The transcript has 8 exons. Gene Ontology annotation, molecular function: cysteine-type endopeptidase activity. The record is from RefSeq and is a predicted model, not a curated record. The coding region runs from base 59 to 1021 and encodes 320 amino acids. Lineage: Eukaryota; Metazoa; Chordata; Mammalia; Primates; Lorisidae. Gene Ontology annotation, cellular component: lysosome.